UGGAGGAGGACGAGGAGGGGGGGGGCAGGACAUUCCUCUCAUACUGCAGACUAGGCAGGGGGGAGCGUCGUGCUACUUCUUCUGUACCGCUUCUUUUUUUAUGGUUAAACAUGAACUUUACGAGGAAGGACGAAGACUUUGUGGCCGCGAACAUGCUCCUAUUCCCGGAGAAAGGAUUAAAACCCGCGUCGAGACUCACGAUUGACCGGCAACAGCGAGUUUUAUUAUUGUAGAGGGAGAUUUUCAGCAGCCGGAUGAGCCACUUCAGUCCCGCAGGAAAGGAGAAAAAUAACUGAAAAUGAUGUUUCACUGAGUUGAAGGACCGGGAAAGUAAACGGAAGAAGCUCCACAGAAAGGGUGUUUGGGUCUCAGCCCCAACCUGCGCCUCUACAUUUUAGAGUGCCUUGAAGACCUGCUGAGCCUGUAGGAAGGCCAGAGCCAGGAGUUGAACCACCAACUUAAACCUGAUCACCUCCACCCACAACAUCAUCAGCCUCACCUUCUCCUUACUCUCACCAAGUCCCACCCAGGCUUCCUGGUGGGCCUACUGCAGCAUCGCAAUAUGAUCAACUGUUGCCACUGAUGCCCCUGGGAGAGCGCAGUGAGAGCAGCCAUACAGAUGUUUCGGAAAAAAGCAUCUUCCUCCUUGAGAAUGAGAAGAAUAACAGAAAGCGCUAGAUGGAGUAUUGACCGUGGGCGGAGCCUGUCCUUCCAUGAAGUGCGUGGCCAACGGGAGGCAGAAAUGAGGGCCGCAGCUGAUGAGUCGUCCAACAGCAGCAACAGUGUAGGAGGUGGUGGCAGCACCGUCCUGCAGCGCCUCCUGCAGGAACAGAUGAACCGGAAUUAUGUGCUGCAACAGCAGCAGCAACAACAACAACAAGGAGGAGCAGGGGGGGGAGGUGGAGGAGGUUAUUCAGGACAGGGACAGGUAGGCCCCUCUGAUGAUCACUCCAUGACCCCCCACAUUGCCCGUCAGGAGCCCCAGGGACAGGAGCUGCAGACGGACAAUGGCCUGGAGAAGCUGGGCUCCACCAGAGUAGGAGGAGGGGGUGGGAGCAGUGGAGGGGGGGGAGGUUUAGGUACUGGAGGAGGAGGCAGCAGUGGAGGUGGUGGGAGCAGCCAAGGGCAGUCCCUGAACCCAGAGGACCUCCCUACGUACGAAGAGGCCAAAGUGCAGUCACAAUACUUCCGCGGUCAUGGGCCUCCUCCUCAGCCUCAGCAGCAGAACAACCAGCCCCAGCAGCCUUCUCUCCCUGCCUCUGUGGGCGCCGCCUUCUACGUCACUGGGAUGACCAGCACCAAGGUGCGCACUGAGGGUCGUCCCACCGUGCAGCGAGUGAGCGGCGCGGGGAAGGUGCACCAGGAUGAUGGGCUGAAGGAUCUGAAGCAAGGACAUGUUCGGUCUCUCAGCGAACGACUUAUGCAGCUCUCCCUGGCCACAAGCGGCGUGAAGGCCCACGCCCCUGUCACUAGCGCCCCGCUCUCCCCCUUGCUGUCUCCACCAGGGCCGCCAGGUGACUACUACAAGCCGCAGCAUCGCGGGCCGCCUCCAGACUACCCCUUCAAAGGAAUGGGCUCGCCUACCAAACAGCAAGAGCCUGGAGGCCAUUUUUAUCAGGAGCAGAGAGGCAGGGAGCAUUCGAGGGAGGUGCCCCACGUCCGAUACCAGCCUCCACCUGAGUACGGCUCAUUCAGGUCUAAUAAGGAGGGUUCGGUUCACUCCCAGAGGCCCCUUCACCACCACAGUCCCACUUCCUCCGUCACCUCCGUGGGCUCUUUGUCCCGCACCCAGUCCUCCAUCCUCAGCAGCAUGCUCAGCACCUCCCACUCCUCCCAUCCCUCCUUCCCUCACCAGAACCCCCAGAGCCAGGGAGAGCCCUUCCCCAGCAUGGGGCCACGCAGUCCGCAGGGUCCUGGCUCCCACCAAGCAGGCGAGCCCUUCACCCUGGGGCCCAUUCACCCGACACCACCAAGAGGUCAUGGUUUUCCUCAUGACCCCUAUGGCUCCACUCCAAGGAUGCACCAUCAGCAGCAGCAGCAUCAUCAGUUUCAACAACAACAACAACAACAGCAGCAGUUCCAAGGACCUCCACCUCCACAGACCCAGCCCCCGGUUCAGGUCGGACAUUUCCCCCACCCGCACUCCUACUCCCACCUGCAGGGGGAACCAUUUGCUAUGAUGGCCCGCACCCACCAGAUGGUGGAUGUGCUGGCGGAGGAGAACAGGAUGCUGAGACAGGAGAUGGAGGCCUGCCGCGAGAAAGUCACCAAGUUGCACAAGUUGGAAACAGAGAUCCAGCUGGUGUCAGAGGCCUAUGAAAACCUUGCCAAGUCGUCUUCCAAGAGGGAGGCCUUGGAGAAAACCAUGAGGAACAAGCUGGAGCUGGAGGUGCGCCGGCUGCACGACUUCAACAGGGACCUCCGAGAGCGCAUGGAGACGGCCAAUAAGCAGCUUGCUGCUAAAGAGUGUGACGGCUCAGAGGACAACCGCAAAACCAUCUCCCAGCUGCUUGCACAGAACAAAGAGACGCUGCGUGAGAAGGAGAAACUGGAAAUGGAGUUGAACGUGCUGCGCUCUACCACAGAAGACCAGAGAAGACACAUUGAGAUCAGAGACCAGGCACUCAACAACGCCCAGGCCAAAGUGGUCAAGCUGGAGGAGGAGCUGAAGAAGAAGCAGGUUUAUGUGGAGAAGGUGGAGAGGAUGCAGCAGGCUCUGGCUCAGCUCCAGGCAGCCUGUGAGAAGAGAGAACAACUCGAGCAUCGACUCCGUACAAGACUGGAGAGAGAGCUGGAGUCGCUACGCAUGCAGCAGCGUCAGGGAGGCUCUCAAAGCAGUGGUGCAGUCCCGUCAGAGUACAAUGCCACAGCACUGAUGGAGCAUCUGAGGGAGAAGGAGGAGCGGAUCCUGGCUCUGGAGGCAGACAUGACCAAGUGGGAGCAGAAGUACUUGGAGGAGAGUGUGAUGAGGCAGUUUGCCCUGGACGCCGCUGCCUCUGUAGCCACUCAGAGGGACACAUCUGCAGCAGUGAUAAGCCACUCUCCCAGCAGCAGCUAUGACACGUCAGUGGAGGCUCGAAUCCAGAAGGAAGAAGAGGAAAUUCUCAUGGCCAAUCGGCGCUGUCUGGACAUGGAGAGCAGGAUAAAGAAUCUCCAUGCCCAGAUCAUAGAGAAGGACGCUAUGAUCAAAGUGCUUCACCAGCGCUCCAGGAAGGAGCCCAUUAAGUCUGACACGCCAUCUGCCAUGAGGCCGUCCAAGUCUCUGAUGUCCAUCUCCAAUAGUGGCUCCGGUGGUUCAGGACUGCUCUCUUACAGCCUGGGACUCAGUAGCUCGCCCAUCACCGAAGAACGCAAGGAUACCAGCUGGAAGGGCAGCCUGGGGGUUCUGCUGGGUCCUGAGUUUCGUACAGAGUCUCUCAGGACAGAGUCAAUUUCAUCAUCCCCGUCCCCGGUGCUUCCUUCCACCCCUAUGACUGCAGGCCACUCGAAGACAGGCAGCCGGGACAGCUGCACACAGACCGAGAAGGGCCAGAGUCAGGACGCCAGCAAGCCCAGCACUCCAGCGCUGCAGAGCAUGACGCUGCCUGCCCGCCUGUCCAGCCCCAGUCCUGUCUACAUCCCUGACCGCAUAGCAGAUGUGCCAGUGUUUCACAGCAGCACCCUGGAGCGGAGGCUCCCCGUCCAGUCCCACCCACAGCAACAGGCCCUUCCUCCAGCCCCGCCCACCCAACAGGAAGUGGACAACGACAUGGUGGAGAUCCUCAUCUGAACCCAUGACCUCUGGGGAAAAAAACAUCAUCCAAACAAAUGAUUGGAUGGCAGCUCCAUCAGACAAACACAGUGACAUGUCAAUCAUCCCAGCUCAUCCUCCAAACCUGCAGCUCUGUCUGUGUUUGACUGACCCAUACCAAGAGACAUUUUCAUACUCUUAUGUUUACAUGUGCAUUCAUUCAAACACUUCCAGCCUGACUGGAGUUUUUACACAUUUCCUUCAUUCCUUCAUUGAAUCACUGUUUAUCGUCAUUUUAGGAAAACCCAUAAAUCCGAAGCAAAAAGCAGAAGUGUGACGCCCCUUCCUGUCUCAUCUCAGUGUUUGCUAUUUUCCUAAAUGUGUAUGAUAAUAUGAAGUGGUGACUGGAAUGUAAAAAUGUAAAAGUUCAUUGCCCAAUAUUUAUUUUUCUAAUGCAACUUUGUAAGAUGCCUUUGGCGCUUUCUCGUUCAUAGUGAUGGUGACGAAUUUAACUUUGGCGACUGAUGUUUGAAGUUGAAUGGAAGUUAACGAGCUCGAGAGGUUAGACAAAACCUCUUUUUUUUCUUUUUAAUUCAGUCAUGAUGUAUGCUUAUAAAAUACAGCGCUAACAUUAAUGAGAUAAGAAAAAACAAAAAGUAGUGGGCACAGCUGAAAGCCAAAAUCUUCCUGUUAAAAUUCAACAAAGAGCAUACACAUCUGCACACACGCACGUAUUUUUAACUUUUCCAUUUAAGGUGAAGGAUUUUUUUUGUCACGGUUUUGUUUAAAUGCACUACUUUUUGACCUGGGGGGUUUAGUGUCAUUGUUGGUGUGUGUACAGACGGUGGUUGGUGACCACAUUACUAACUGAAGCACUAAUGGCAUAUCAGCACAUUUGGGAACAUUUGCGAAGCAUUUUUUUUAUUUUUCAACAUGCAAGCAAAUGAUUAAUGAUGAAAAAACUGGCUGUGCUACAAGGAUUUAGCUGUAAGAGGAAACAGCUUGUUACUUGGACACGUGAUAGAAAUCUGUCUCCUGUUGUGUUGCUUGAGACUCAUUAGCUCCAUUGGACCAAAUGUAUUGGCUACCUUUUUGUUGCAUUUAUUGCACUACUUAUUUUUUUUAGGAGUAUUUUUUGGAUAUAUGACUUUAAAGACGUCUGAUAUUAGGUGUUGUAUUUAUGUGCAAUGCUUAGACACAGCACUUGGGUAAUCAGAAAUGAUGUAAACUAUAAACAUUCUUAACUGUGUAAAUAGGGUAUAUACAUUGUGUAUGUACUGUAAUGGCCUGUGUAACUGUGUGCUGUGGAGGGAUCUGAGAGCUGAGCCAUUCAGCUGUGUUACAUUUCCAGAGCUAUUGAAUUAGUGAGUUGGGAUGUUGCCUUUUUGACAGCAGAAUUGUUUUGCUCCAUGGUUGGUGCAAAGUAACUUGCAUCUCAAUAGCCCUGUUUGGUACUGGCACAACCAUUACAUGGUAGCAGAUUUUUGGACAUAUAGUGUUGGCGACCUUUGUGGCACAUUGACUUCAGGCAGGCAAAGCUCCCUGAGUAAAAUAACUCAAUCUGGUGAGCUUUCCCUUUUUUGUUAAUCAGUUGACCUAACCCUAACUGGUUUUGUAAUACUGCAGUAUAAAACCUGCUCUUCUUCUUCUAUGCCUCCUCCCCGUGCACCAAGCUGGAAACUCUGACAGGAAUAUUAACAUAUGUUGCCAAUGAGAAGAUGGAUCCACUGUUAGAGAUGCAUUUGAAAAUAUACUUGGAUGAACUACACUAAAGUGUUAUCGUUCAACAGUUUCAAACAUAAUCAGGCUAGCAAACUUUUUUUCUUGCCACCUGAAGUCAAAGUGCUACAUGGUUCAGUAAAUACGCACAGUCCUCACAAGUUCUUUAUGAAACAUCCCAGGACUAGUACACUUCGUCAUUCAUUCAGCAUUUCACUUCCCAUGCUUGAAGAACAAGAUCCAUCGUGUUCUUCAUUUAUCUUUUAGUAUUUUAGUCACAAAAUUCACUUAUCACUGUAUUGUGAAUAUUUAAAUUUUCAGGCACUUGUUACUGUACCUACUAUCCAUCUGACUUGUUAGUAGAUCAAAACAAACCAUGAAAAGUAUUUUCAGACACCAUUUGACCAACUUGAGGUUUGAUUUGAAAUAACGCCAGCUUCAAAGGGUCGUUGGUUUGGAUGUGAACAUGAAACUUAUGUAACAAUCAAUUAAGUCUGCUCUUCCAUCGUCCUAUUAAAUAUUAUUCUGGUAAGUUACCAGGCUAGGGCAAUUUUGCAUUACUUUAUUAUUGACUAUGGGUAUUGACUGUGAAUGUUUUCAAUUGGAUUACAGAAGUACCCUCUAAGCUCGACAUCUCUUGCUUUUGACCAAAGGUAACUAAUACCUGUAAACAAAAUCCUUGUGUAAACUCAAGAAAAGUUCCAUCUUAAAAAGGCAUAAAAUGUUCAAAAUGCUAAAAUUAGGAGAGUCUAAUAAUUUCAAGAUAUUGGCAUGUCACGCUUUUCCAGAAAUGUAAUCAUAUUGUUUAAUGGAGUGUACAUAAUCUACCUAAAUGAUUUUUAUGGUGGUGACAGGUGUUGCUGGUUCAACUUGUUCCAGGCUGUAGCAGCAGUACAAAAAACUCCACUUUUAAAUCAAGCCACAAAGUCAAGAAUAGCUGAGCCUUUGUGAAUUCAAAUAUUUUUUUGACUUAUGUGGUUAAAUAUUAGAUUUCCAGUGAGGUUAAAAUAGUUAGAUUUAAGAAGUCCACUGAAAACCAAAAAUGUUGGACCAAAGAAGCUAAGAAUGGUCAGCUAACCAAUGUAAUUGCAGGGGGUCAGUAGGAUUAUUUCAGUGAAGGACUGUGUUUCAUCAGAAGAACUAAAUUAGGAAUGCUCUGGAAUGUUGUAACUGCCAUUUUAGCGAGGAAUAAGGACUUCACUACUAUUUAACCUCAUCAGUCAAAAUGAAUGCUGUUAUUUUUCUCCACUACAGAAAUCUACAAUCAGUGUGUGUGAAAUAAUUUGAAAGUCAAGCUGCUUUGCUUUGCUUCCUGUCACAGAACAUGCAGGACUCAGAUUUUGACUGAAACAUGUUUAUAGCUGCAGGCACAUUUUAGUCAACUGUUGUUCUGGUAUCCAAACCCUUAUUAGUACUGGUGUAUCCCUAAAAAAAAAAAAAGGUUCCUGGUCAAUGUAAGGUCUGUUACUGGUUCUGACGUGUUAUUCAUGGUUGUGUGAAAGCGUUACGGAACUGAAUGCAAAAAGCACAAAUUUUUGCCAUCACCAGCACAUUAUUAAGUGUCCUUUAUGCUGGUACUGUAAAAUAUCUAUCUUAGCGUUGUUAUGUGUGUUGGUGGGCUCAGCUGAAGUCUUGAAGACAAUGGACCCUGUAAGGCCUCAGGUGGGAUCCCUGCAGGUUGCUGAGGGUAGACUGCAACCUUUCAAAAGCUGCUUUAUCUUCAGAUUGACCAUAGUGAAUUUUGGUUAGGUUUCAUGAACCAUUCCCUUCGACUAAAAACAAGCACAAAAAUAUAGCUGCAUAAGCAGCAAGAAGUAAUUUACAUUUCUGUUGCUGGCAUUCCCAGCCUUAAAACACACAUUUCACAGAAUGUUCUCAUGUGACUGUAUUUUGAGAUGUUCUCGUCUGAAAGGCUCCUCCUGAAAAUAUCAGAGAUUGUCUUUUCUCGGUUGGUUGCAGAAGAUGAAAUGCCAAAUACUGAAAGGAUGUACAGUUGGCAUUAAUUGAGUUAUAUGUCAUUUGAUAUAAAAAUCUAGUCUUGCAACUACAGUGUAGGGUCUGAGAAACAUCACAGAAUGAGCUGGGAAAUAUCUAUGGUUCUGAUCAGACCUACAGUACUGUAGGUAUCUAGUUUGAGAGGACUAAUAAAACAAGCAUAUAUUCACUUUUCAGAAGUUGGAACCAGUGGAUAUUUGGCAUUUCUGCAUUCAUCAUUAAAAGCAAUAUGCACUGUUAGCAUGAGGGUAGCAUUAACAAGUAGGCACACCCCCACACUGUCUGUUUUAAAAUGUCUUUUAUUUAAUCAGAAGCGCUCAUUUAUUGUACAGUGCUGAUGACCAUCUGAAAAGUUUGGACAGAAACUUUUUGUAACAGAGAUGUGCUUUCAUCAUCCCACCUGAGAGCUCACCACAGGCCUCGGUCCUGCCUCCGGCCCACACAAAAGCAUCCCAGCUUACAGUCCACCAUGCACACACUGCUUUUUGUGUAAGGAAAUAACACUUUGAAGCCAUUUUCUUCACUCCUACAACCUAUGCAGUUAAAAAAAAAAAGAGUCCCAUCAUGUUACAAGUGCCUCUACACCUGCCACGAUAUAUAGAUGACAAUAUUUUGUGGACAAAAUUUUCAGUUGAGUCUUUACUCUGUCUUUAGUCUGUACUUUGUCUUUACUAGGCAAAUGCCUGGCAAAGAAAAGCUCAAUUCAAACUGUUGUGCAGUUUCCUCAAGAGGACUGAUUACUCCAACUUAAGCUCAUGCUGAAAAUAUCAAGUCAGAGCAGUCUGCAAUGUUUACCAGCUGUAAAAAUGUCAAUGUAUUAUAUUUGUAUUGCCCUGUAUGCAAUUUUGUCAUUGCUGUACAAUCACAGUUCACGUAAAAGCAAUUUUCUGAUUAAUGAUCUGUUCUUUUACAACAUUCAUCUCAUAUAGUUUCUUAUAUUAUGGUAUGAAGACAUUUAGUUUUCUUUCUGUAUACUUUUUCUGACAAGCUCCUCCAAAAAUCAGUCUCCAAAUGUGUUUCAUAAGUUAGUAUUAAUUUAAUUAUUUUGUUAAAUAAAUGAAUACUGAGACUUUAA
Siniperca chuatsi (mandarin fish) is the source of this 8519-nucleotide messenger RNA. It is a transcript of the gene amot, whose product is annotated as angiomotin. NCBI's taxonomy places the organism in Eukaryota, Metazoa, Chordata, Actinopteri, Centrarchiformes, Sinipercidae. Gene Ontology annotation, molecular function: signaling receptor activity. The coding region runs from base 620 to 3769 and encodes 1049 amino acids. Gene Ontology annotation, biological process: actin cytoskeleton organization; angiogenesis; regulation of cell migration. Gene Ontology annotation, cellular component: cytoplasmic vesicle; lamellipodium; bicellular tight junction. The record is from RefSeq and is a predicted model, not a curated record. The transcript has 14 exons.